Lotus japonicus is the source of this 1568-nucleotide messenger RNA. RefSeq names its product inorganic pyrophosphatase 2-like. Bases 582 to 1400 code for a protein of 272 amino acids. The transcript has 4 exons. NCBI's taxonomy places the organism in Eukaryota, Viridiplantae, Streptophyta, Magnoliopsida, Fabales, Fabaceae. The record is from RefSeq and is a predicted model, not a curated record. Gene Ontology annotation, molecular function: phosphatase activity.
UAUGGAAACCGUAAGUUUCAAAAAAAAAAAUGUAUGGAAACCGUACUAUACCCAGAAUAUUCUUUUUGGGCCGUUCCCGGUGGUGGAUUUCCCAGUCACAAUAGGUGGCCACCGAAACCUAAUUCCAUUCCAUUUAAAUCUCCUCUCGAAUAUUCCACUUUAUUUACGCAUUCUAUUAUCAUGGCCAAAACCUUCCACACCCUCCGAUCCUCUUAUCAACUUCAAUUUCAUCAUAUCCAACGGCUGAGAUAAAACUUAAAAUGCCAAAAAAAGCAUAAGAGUUCUGAUAAGUUUAUUCUAAGAAUAAAAUCUAAUAAAGGCAGUUUCAUAUUUUAAUGGCCUCUUCUUUUACGAGAAACUACUAGCCAUAUGCUAUGUAACGCAACGUAAUAUUCCUUGGGAAUCAAAUAUUCUCUCUUGGUUUUUUGGGUGCUGACUUCACCAAUGUUCACUAUAAAUACCCUUUUCUCCAUGGUUGAAAAAUCCAAGCCUAUAACCGAUUUUGAGAGCACUGCAAGAUAGAUUACUUCUUCUGUGUCAUUGAAGUUUUUGCCAUUCUCUUUUUCAUCCCCAACAAAAAUAUGUCUGGAAUUGUGGUGGUUUUUGACUUUGACAAGACCAUUGUCGAUUGUGACAGUGAUAACUGGGUUGUUGACGAGUUGGGUUUCACCGAUUUGUUUAAUCAGCUCCUUCCCACCAUGCCUUGGAACUCCCUUAUGGACAGGAUGAUGAUGGAGCUUCAUUCAAAGGGUGUAACUAUUAAGGAGAUUGAAGAGGUUCUGCAUAGGAUUCCUAUUCACCCCAGAGUAAUACCUGCUAUUAAAGCAGCUCAUGCUUUAGGGUGCGAUUUGAGGAUUGUGAGUGAUGCAAACGUGUUUUUCAUUGAGACAAUUUUGAAGCACUUAGGAAUAAGGGAAUAUUUCUCAGAGAUUAACACUAAUCCUGGUUAUCUUGAUGGAGAAGGAAGGUUAAGAAUUUUGCCUUACCAUGACUUCAACAAGGCUCCUCAUGGCUGCAGUUUGUGCCCACCAAACAUGUGCAAGGGUUUAAUCAUGGAUAGAAUCCAAAAUUCAUUUUCUCAAGAGGAUGACAAGAGAAUCAUCUAUCUUGGUGAUGGGGCUGGGGACUAUUGCCCAAGCUUAAGGCUUAAACAGAGAGAUUUCAUGAUGCCAAGGAAGAAUUUUCCUGUGUGGGAUUUAAUAUGCAAAGACCCUUCACUUCUUAAAGCUGAAAUCCAUGGCUGGAAUGAUGGAGAAGAGUUGGAGUUUGUUCUCUUGCAGUUGAUCAACAAAAUUUCUAUGGAAAAAGGCGCUCAGUUCAUAUCAUCUGAUUGCAAAAUACAGUCUCUCCCUAUCUCUCCUUAUGAGCCUUUGCCUAAAGUUGUUCAUGUUCGACUAUAAUUUCUUACUUUAGAAUAGCUUCAAAUGUAUAAGAACUUUAGUUUUUUUUGGUUGCUUAUGUUGAAUCAUUGGUUCCUAAAGUUACUAAUCUUGGAAUUGGUCCAAGAUGGAGGAAAUGUGUACUUUCCAUCCAACAUAAAUAUGAGUUUUCCUCCUGGGAUUUUUUUU